AUGCCCAGCCAGCCUCCCACCCCACCUCCUCUGCCCCCACAACCAGAUCGCCACCGAAAGCGUGAACAGCCACCAUCACCCUACCUGGCAAAGUUGGCAUCUGCACCUGACGAUUGGCUCUCACAGCCUAUCGAGGUCGCCGAGCCAACGCCAUACAAGUACGAGCCGAUUUAUUACUUCUUUUACGGAACCCUGAUGCGCCCCGACAUUAUCAAAGGAGUGCUUGACCUCGACGCUGACCCGGUGCUGCGAGAGGCUAAGGUUGUCGGCUACUCUCUAUCUUCAUGGGGUCAGUACAAGGCUCUCGUUGACGGCGAAUCCGGUGAAGAGGUUUUGGGCUGUGCAUUCAAAGUCCAAUCGCCAGAGCACGAGUUCAAGCUUGCCUACUACGAGGGGAACGCGUACGAGCUUGCGCCGUGCUUGAUACAAUUCGCGGAUGGUAAAGAACCCGCCCAAGGCAAGACCUUUACGUACGCCGGGGAUUCUCAGGCGUUGAAAGACGGGCGGUUUGAUUACAAGUUGUGGGAACUUCAGAUGGGCAUGCGCCUGCCGCCUAAAUGGCAACGAGAAGAAAGUGAAGGGGAGGGGAUAUUGAAGAGAUAA
Molecule: messenger RNA, 603 nt
Organism: Ilyonectria robusta
Lineage: Eukaryota; Fungi; Ascomycota; Sordariomycetes; Hypocreales; Nectriaceae
Exons: 1
Coding region: 1-603 (200 amino acids)
Source: RefSeq, a predicted model, not a curated record